Molecule: messenger RNA, 3328 nt
Organism: Zalophus californianus (California sea lion)
Lineage: Eukaryota; Metazoa; Chordata; Mammalia; Carnivora; Otariidae
Gene: TIRAP
Product: TIR domain containing adaptor protein
Exons: 6
Coding region: 332-1087 (251 amino acids)
Biological process (GO): signal transduction
Source: RefSeq, a predicted model, not a curated record
AGGAGGGGCCGCGGGGCUGGCCGCCUCGCCGCUUCCGGGGGAGCCGGAGAGCCGGGCGGCCAUCUGCCCGGGCCUGCGCGCCGCACUUCCCCUCGCCGGGGGCGGCCGGCUCCGCGCGGGAGUCCGAGCCAACCCCGCGGUCCGCACCGCGGCGUGGUCUCCGCCACCCACGCGCGCAGGCCAACGCGUGCAGUGCUGGAGUGACCGCAGUGGACAGGGUGGGGUCAGCCCUGUCCUCCCCCUGAGGACGUAAAUUAGAAAUCACGGCGCAACCCUGGAUGGCUGUUCCAUAAGGUCGAGACUGAGUCCCCUCCCUUCUCUCACUUUACCAAUGCCCGGUCUCAUGGGCUAUGAGUGUACCCCUCAGUGUUCCUGUUGGCGAGGUGGGAGGGCUUCCUGGCCCACGUGCAGCAGGAGGUGCAGGGAGGCCGACGAUGAUGGGCUCCUGGGCUCCGGCCUUGACCUCAGAGCCCAGAUGCUUUGUGACUGGUUCAGGCAGGCCCUGUCGAAGCCCAGGAAGCUGCCGGACUCUGCAGAGGGCACCUCCAGGGACGUUUCACAGCCGAGCUCCCGGGACGACCCCCCACCCCUGGGCCUCAGCUCAGCCUUGUCUCGCACGCCCCCGCCCACACACGACGUGGGUGCUAGCAGCAGCAGCGGCCGCUGGAGCAAGGACUACGACGUCUGCGUGUGCCACAGUGAGGAGGACCUGGUGGCCGCCCAGGAGCUGGUCUCCUACCUGGAGGGCAGCACCGCCAGCCUGCGCUGCUUCCUGCAGCUUCGGGAUGCGACCCCAGGUGGCGCCAUCGUGUCUGAGUUGUGUCAGGCCCUGAGUAGCAGUCACUGCCGGGUGCUGCUCAUCACCCCAGGCUUCCUGCAGGACCCGUGGUGCAAGUACCAGAUGCUGCAGGCCCUGAGCGAGGCCCCUGGGGCGGAGGGCCGCACCAUCCCGCUGAUGUCGGGCCUCACCAGAGCCGCCUACCCUGCUGAGCUCCGGUUCAUGUACUUCGUGGAUGGCCGGGGCCCCGAUGGUGGCUUUCGCCAAGUCAAGGAAGCAGUCAUGCGCUAUCUGCAGACCAUCAGCUGACACUUCUUACAUCACCAUGGGACCCAAAAAGUUGGAGCGAAGCUGAAAAUCCAGUUAAGAGAGCCCAGGGCCUCACAGGGCCUCAGAGGGCCUUGGAUUCCUGCCACUGUGACGAGGUGUAAGGAACCAAAGUUUGUAGCACUUUGUAUGUAAUCCUGGGGUUCAGAUUGCCCAUCGGGCACCCAUUACUGUAGGCUCCCCAGGAAGGCUGUGGGGAAGCUGAGGACUUCCCCAGGAAGGUCAUGGGGAAGCUGGGGACUCCCCCAGGAAGGCGUGUGGAAACUGGGGACUCCCCAGGAAGGCCAUGGGGAAGAAAUCAUAGGUGUUAGGAGGUGCUGAUACCAAGAUCACCCAUGUUUUGCCUCCUGCCUCACUGGACACACACAGCCUGGCACAUACCUACAUCUUCUUCCCCUGGAACUUGGCACUGGGAUAGAGAAGGAUUCCGCCCCCCCCUCAGAAGAGGUGACUCACCUGGGCCAUGAGCUAGAAGCCAGGGCUGGUUUCCCCAGUGGCCUGGCAUCAGGAGAAAGCAACAGGUACCAAGUCCUUCACACACUACUGCCCUUCUCUUUCCCAGGGACGUUGUCCACUCCAGAAGAGUAGAGGAAAGAUGCAUUCAGCACUGUACUCUAUUUUUAUUUCGUGUGUGACAUGAAGACGCAAACCUAGAAACCAUUCUGAAUAGUUGGGAGGGGGACAGGGAGCAAGUGGGCUGAAGAGAAGGAAAAGCUCAGCCCCUAUCGCUGACUCAGAAGCCCACCCACCGAUGGCUUUCCCUCAUGGGGGCCUCAUCAAAGGUCUGACUAGAACUCAUGCUUUUACAAGCUUCUUUACCUCUGUACUGAGAGAGGUCAGCAGUUUUCUUCUGGCAGAUGAUUGUGUACCUCGUAGGACAAAGUUUCAUUUCAUCUGUUCUCAGUUAAGUCUGUUGUUGAAUUGAAAUGAACUUACUCCCCUGAUGGGUAUUUUGUGCUUCUCUCGCUUCCCCCUCCUAUGCCCCCUCCUUUCACUGGAAAAAAUUUAUAUAUUUGAGAUAAAUUAACAUAUUAACAUUAGUUUUAGGUGUAAAACAUGACGACAUACAUAUUAUGAAAAAAAUAUUUUAAUUAUGAAUUAUUUUAUUACAUAAAGACUAUACUGCUUAAGAAGCAAAACCUUACAAUCCCUAUGGUGCCCCCUUUAUGCCCUUAAUCACCUUCUCCCCAUUAGAACAAUUUUGAAUUCUGAAUUUUGGGUUUCAUUGGCUUUUCACUUACACAUCCCUGACCACGUUUACCUUUACAUGGUUUUGUACUGUAUGUAAAUGGUAUUAUAAUGUUUGUAUUCUACAAAUUCUUUUUGUUGACCACAUGUAAGAUUUAUUCAUGUGGAUGCAUGUAAUGCCAGGAAAUUCACUUUCAUAUCAAUAUGUAAAUGUACCAAAAAUGGACAUUUGGUUGUUUCCCAUUUGUUGCUAUCAAAAGCAAUGAGCUGGGCGCCUGGGUGGCUCAGUUGGUUAAGCGACUGCCUUCGGCUCAGGUCAUGAUCCUGGAGUCCCGGGAUCGGGUCCCGCAUCGGGCCCCCUGCUCGGCAGGGUCUGCUUCUCCCUCUGACCCUCUCCCCUCUCAUGCUCUCUCUCUCAUUCUCUCUCUCAAAUAAAUAAAUAAAAUCUUAAAAAAAAAAAAAAGCAAUGAGCUUAUGAACAUUUUUGUACACACUUCCAUGAGAUUUUCUAGGAUUUAGCUGAGAUGGGGAACAGCUGGGUAAUAAAUACACAUUUUCAGUUUGGGUAGAAAAUACCAAAUUUUCUUCCAAACUUGUUAUGUCAAUUUAUGUUCCUACCAUUUGUGUAUAAGAUUUCCCACUUUUUCAUGCUCUUAUUAAACAUGUAGAAUCAUCAGAGUGUAAAAUGUUUGCUGAUCUGGUGGGUGAAAACUGGUAUCCUAUUGCCAUAAUAUUCUUUUUCUCUUUUUUAUGAGAAAUUCCAUGUAUAUCAUAUACCAAAGGGGAAGAGAAAAAUCUGAUGAAUCCCUGUAUACCCAUCACCCAGCUUCAACAGUUGCCAACUCAGAGCUAAGCUCCUAUCAAUAACUCCAAUUCCCUCCCCACCAGAUCCCUUUGAGGCAAAUCCCAGGGAUUAUUUUAUUCCUCUGUAUUAAAACUAUGUAUGUUUUUAGGAGUUUUUUUAAAAAAAUAUAUCUUUUAAAGAACAGAAAGCUUUAUUAUUUUUAAAUAUAAAAACGUUUACCUAUUACUGUA